GUAAUUUAAGCUCCACCCAUGGCACCUUCACUCAAGGAAGAUAUAAAUGACAAGGUCCACUCAGCUGUCAGACAAGGCUUUCCAAGCAAGAUGAAGCCCAACAUCAUCUUCGUACUUUCCCUGCUCCUCAUCUUGGAGAGGCAAGCAGCUGUGAUGGGACAAAAAGGUGGAUCAAAAGGCCAGCUACCAAGUGGAUCUUCCCAAUUUCCACAUAGACAAAAGAGCCAGCACUAUUCUGGACAAAAAGACAAACAACAUACUGAAUCCAAAGGCAGUUUUUCUAUUCAACACACAUAUCAUGUAGAUGCCAAUGAUCAUGACCGGACCCGAAAAAGUCAGCAAUAUUAUUCGAAUGCCCCACAUAAAACGACAAAAUCAGAACAACACCUACGUGGAAGUCAAGAACUGCUCAAUUAUAAACAAGAAAGCAGAGACAGUGCUAAACCAAAAGGUCAUUUUCAUCUGAUAGUUAUACAUCAUAAAGGAGGCGAAGUUCAUCAUGGGACACAAAAUCCUUCUCAAGAUCAGGGGAAUAGCCCAUCUGGAAAGGGAAUAUCCAGUCAAUAUUCAAACACAGAAGAAAGGCUACGGGUUCGUGGACUAAGUAAAGAACAAGCUUCAGCCUCUGGUGCACAAAAAGGUAGAACACAAGGUGGAUCCCAAACCAAUUAUGUUCUCCAAACUGAAGAGCUAGUAGCUAACAAACAACAACGUGAGACUCAAAAUUCUCAUCGAAAUAAAGGGCAUUACCAAAAUGUGGUUGAUGUGAGAGAGGAACAUUCAAGUAAACUACAAACUUCACUCCGUCCUGCACAUCAACACAGACUCCAACAUGGAUACAAAGACAUUUUUACUACCCAAGAUGAGCUCCUAGUAUAUAACAAGAAUCAACACCAGACAAAAAAUCUCAAUCAAGAUGAAGAGCAUGGCCGGAAGGCACAUAAAAUAUCAUACCAACCUUCAAGUACAGAAGAAAGACGACUCCACUAUGGAGAAAAUGGUGUCCAGAAAGAUGUAUCCCAAAGCAGUAGUUAUAGCCAAACUGAAGAGAAGGCACAUGGCAAGUCUCCAAAACAGAAAACAAUUCCCAGUCAAGAGCAAGAGCAUAGCCAAAAGGCAAAUAAAAUAUCAUACCAAUCUUCAAGUACAGAAGAAAGACGACUCCACUAUGGAGAAAAUGGUGUUCAGAAAGAUGUAUCCCAAAGCAGUAUUUAUAGCCAAACUGAGAACCGAAUAGCAGGCAAAUCUCAAAUCCAGGCACCAAAUCCUAAGCAACAGUCACGGCAUGGUGAAAAUGCAAACGGAGAGUCUGGCCAAUCUACAAAUAGAGAACAAGACCUACUCAGUCAUGAACAAAAAGUCAGGCACCAACAUGGAUCUCAUGGGGCACUGGAUAUUGUAUUUGUAGAACAUGAAGGUGACAGUAGUCAUCAUUUGGUACAACGUCAUAACUACGACAGAAAUCCAUUAUCUACAUAAACCUACCAUUCAGUAACCAUGUGAAAGGAUGGAUCAAUAUCAAGGUAUCACUUGACCUCAGUGAAUUCUGUGAUGUUUCUGAGAUGCACACUCCCAUGUAGUUUCAGAUUCUUGGUCCAUGGAUGACACCACCUGCCCGUGCUUCCUUGAAUUAGGCUUUCUCAACCUGAAGCCCCUUCAAACUUCCAAUAAAGAGAUCAUUUUCUGCUUCA
Molecule: messenger RNA, 1691 nt
Organism: Mandrillus leucophaeus (drill)
Lineage: Eukaryota; Metazoa; Chordata; Mammalia; Primates; Cercopithecidae
Product: semenogelin-1-like
Exons: 4
Coding region: 19-1479 (486 amino acids)
Biological process (GO): sperm capacitation; coagulation; negative regulation of flagellated sperm motility
Cellular component (GO): extracellular region; extracellular exosome
Source: RefSeq, a predicted model, not a curated record